This is a messenger RNA of Phlebotomus argentipes, 5990 nucleotides long. It is a transcript of the gene Crag, whose product is annotated as DENN domain-containing protein Crag. Gene Ontology annotation, molecular function: protein binding. The record is from RefSeq and is a predicted model, not a curated record. Gene Ontology annotation, cellular component: cytoplasmic vesicle. Gene Ontology annotation, biological process: regulation of Rab protein signal transduction. The transcript is spliced from 9 exons. Bases 562 to 5391 code for a protein of 1609 amino acids. NCBI's taxonomy places the organism in Eukaryota, Metazoa, Arthropoda, Insecta, Diptera, Psychodidae.
GACGCGAGUUUUGUGGGGCAGCGAGGCGACCAGAAAGACAAGUUCCGAGUUUUCCAAGCACACUUUUGAGAGCAGUCGGAGCUCCACGGCAAUUUACUGUUUCGCCAAUUCAGUACACUCGCUCGAUGUAAUUAUACUAAAUGCGAUCGCGAAGGCUGAAUGAGUCACCGCGCGAGUGAAAAAGAAAAAUCGUGUGCUUGUGUUGAAAUCUGCGACUGUGAUUUCUUGCACUCUUUUCGUGCCUCUUUGCAGAGAUUUCGUGGUGGAAUCUUAUCGAGUGUUUAGUGUAGUUGGUGGAGUUUCUCGGGUGACAAAAGGCGAGGAGGAAGUUUGGAAUUGACGCGAUAAAUUCAGUGGAAUUGCGUUGUGUGCAGCGCUUGUGUGUGUGCGAUGUCCGGAAGAGCCCGUGAAGUGAGGAGUUGCGACGGAGAAGAUGCUUGAGACUUGCCGAAUACAAGGACUUGUCAGCUAAAAAUAGCCACACGUCGCUUGGUCAGUGUCUCUUGGCCACUUCGGUUGCAGCGCUUUUGGAGGCCCCGCGAGUGACUGCAGGCCGUCCAGAUGGAGGAGAAGCGCGUCGCGGACUACUUCGUGGUGGCGGGAAUGCCGGAACAGCCGCAGCUCCUGCAGGAGAACAGAUUCAACGACAGCGGCCACCUGAAGUCCGUCUCCUCGACGGAUCCCAUUAUCGACAUUGGGGUGUUUUUCCCCGCCCACGGCGAGAAAGUGCCUCGCGGCUUCGAGAUUCUCGAGUAUACGCCCACAGGACUCUAUGCUGACCUCAAUUUCGGCUCCGUGCGCACCACUGCGUGCUUCAUCUACUUCCGGCGCGGCCGGAACAAGCCGCCACUCGUGGACAUUGGCGUGAUGUACGACGGAGCCGAGCGAAUCAUGCCGGACGCAGAGAUUGUGCUGCAGACGCCCGGAGAGCGCUUAGCCAAUGUGAACAACUCCUCGGCGAAGACUUUCCUCACCUUCCGGCGCGCGCGGGCUGACAUGCCCUGCAACGAGCUGGUGGUGACGGAUCUGUGCGUGAUUGUGCCGAGCAAGGGCGAGCGUCCGCCGCACGCCUUCUGCCAGAUCCACAAGACCCUAAACAAGGGCAUGAUGGGCAGCGACGUGUACCUGUGCUACAAGAAGUCCAUGAACAGGCCGCGCCACAUCAGCUACCAGCCGGAGAUCCUGCACAGAUACCCGGCGGCGGACCACAACGACUUCCCACUGAAUCUCUGCCCGAGCGUGCCUUUGUUCUGCCUGCCCAUGGGCAGCUCUCUGGAGGUGUGGCCGCACGCCGUUGAAGAAAGCGGACGGCGGCGGCGCGCCCCCAUCGCGCCCAUAUUCAGCACCUUCGUUCUCACCGUGUCUGAUGGCACGUACAAAGUGUACGGAUCGGCGCUGACCUUCUACGAAGAUUUCCCGUGCGAGAGUCUCACGGCGGAACAGAAGGAGUUGCUGGAGUGGAACGAGGAGAUGGCAGACACACACACACUCCAUGCGAACAAAUCCAUCUGCCUGCUGUCGCAUCAUCCCUUCGGUGACACGUUCGAGAAGUGGCUGCAGUUCCUCCAGCAAAUGGCGACAAACGGGAAAGCGAUGGCGGUGCCCAUUGAGAGGUACAUUACUCAACUGCUGGACGAGGUACCAUUCCCCUCGCCCAGCAUUCUCCUGCAGCUGUCCACCGUCAGCAAUGAUCGCAUCCUCCUCACGCAGCCGGAGGACUCUCCGUUGCCGCGCAGCGGCGCAGGCUUCAGACAGCUCCUGGCCAAUCUGGGCCCUGAAAACUGCCUUCACGUGCUGUUACUGGUCUUGACGGAGCAGAAGAUCCUCAUCCACUCACUCAGACCGGCGACUCUCACCGCUGUGGCCGAAGCUGUGGUGACUCUGCUGUUCCCCUUCAAGUGGCAGUGUCCCUACAUCCCGCUCUGUCCGCUGGGACUCGCCGAAGUGCUGCACGCUCCUCUGCCCUACUUGAUUGGUGUGGAUUCGCGUUUCUUUGACAUGUACGAUCCGCCAAAUGACGUGACGUGUGUGGAUUUGGACACCAACAGCAUCAGCGUGUGUGAAUCCCAGAAGCAUCUCACCACAAAGAUCCUGCCGAAACGACCGGCGAGGAUUCUGAAGCAGACACUGAAGCAUCUGGAAGAGGUGAGUCAGUGCCCGAAUCAGAACAGCACAAACAGCCUCGAUCGGGACUUCAAGAAGAAAAAGCGCGAACAGAAUCUGGAGCAGAGGAUUCAAGAGGCUUUCCUGCGCUUCAUGUCGUGCAUCUUGCGAGGCUACAGAGAUUAUCUGGUGCCCAUGUCUAAGGCACCAACGAUUGGCGCCACAGAUCCCAAUGCGCUGUUCCAGCUGAGCGCAUUCCUGCGGUCGCGAGACAAGGCGCAUCACAAAUUUUUCCAAUUGCUCAUGAAGACGCAGAUGUUCAUUCGCUUCAUCGAGGAGCGGUCUUUUGUGUCGGACGGGGAUCAAGGACUGGCAUUCUUCGAUGAGUGCACGGAGAAGGUGGGUGUGUACGAGGACACGCCCACGGAGAUCAGGCUAGUGGAGUGGGACAGCGGGCACAGCAGCGAGAGGACAAAGUUCAUUCUGCCACCCGAAUGCCAACCGGGCGCCACGAAUGGCAUGCAGACGUUCAUGUAUAGCACUUUCACGCUCAAUCCGGCACUACUAAAGCACUCGAAGAAGACACACCUGACGAAUUUUGCUCAAAUGCAUGCUCACGUGACACCCGGAUCGCCCAUGGCGCGCCGCACGAAGCACGAAAUCAAGGCGGCGCAGAAGAUUGCGAGGAAGAGUGCUCUCAACCCGGAAUCGUGGGCGAAGCAUCUCCUGGCCACUUGCUACAGCAUCUACUUCAUCAUCCUGCCCAGCGUGGUGACGGACAAUCCGGGCAAGGAGCACAGUAUCCUGCGGGCAGCGUACGAUCUGCUGGCCAAGGCGAGCAAGUUCAAGAUCCAAUGCGAUGAGGUGUGCUAUCGCGUGAUGAUGCAACUCUGCGGCAUCCACAAUCUCCCCGUGCUGGCCGUGCGUUUGCACUAUUUGAUGAAGCGUUCGGGCGUGCAGGCAAACGCCCUGACGUAUGGCUUCUACAACAGAUGCGUUCUCGAGGCUCAGUGGCCAUCGGACUCGACAACCUUGAGCCAGUUGCGGUGGAAUCGAUUGAAGAACGUUGUCUUCGGGGCGGCGCAGUUUCGCAAGGCGGGCAAGAAGUUCCAGUCGCGCAAGAAGCUCUCGACGUCCUGCGAGAACAAUCUCAGCACACUCGAGACAGUGGACGGAACGUCGCGGACGAGCCUGGAUUCCGCGCACUCCACAAAUGAGCCACAGGCGAGCACAUCCAUUGACUUCACUGCAUUCGAUCGCCUUCGCGGGCGCCUGGGCAGCAUUGUUCGGCAGUCUGGGCCACAGGAGCCGGCGGAUGUGCUAUCCAGCGCGGGGUUGUUGAUCUCCGGCGAGGGCGCCAACAAGUCGCCGAGCCCCAACAAAGAAUCGCCGGUGUUUAAGCCCUCGCCGUCGAGCCCGUGCGAUUUGAGCCCACGCAUGCUGGCAAAAUCCGACAGCUUCGCUGGGGAUUCCGGUCUCAUUGAUAAGCUGAACAGCAAGACAAGGCGAGUGCUCAAUUUCCAAGUGGAGGAGGAGGAGAUCGAAGAUAAGCAGCUGAGCUCGCAAGAGGAGCUCAACGAUGACGAGGACAACAAGCAACAAUCCAGUCCGACCAAAAUUUCCCCACGAACACCUGUGACGCAAAACGAUCCACUUGGCGCACUCAAUGACGAUGACGAGGAAGUCUGUGCGACUCCACAGGCGAAGAGUGCGGCCGGGGAGGAGCAGAGGGAGUCGGCGUGUAAUAAUAACAACACAAUGUACACGGAUCAGCCAAUUCUGUUCAAGGGACACAGAAGUGCCACUUUUGAUGAAUCAACACAACUGGGCAAGAGCAUGCACAGGUCGGAGACAAUGCCAGCGGCUUCGGUGACGUCCAGCCUGGCGAGUUUGGGAUCAUCGCUGAAGUUUAGCUUUGGACGCUACUCACCUGCACGUUUGUCGUUGAGAAAGGAUUUGAAAAUUCCGACGCAAAUAAUCGAGAACUUUCCCAAUAUCAGCCCGAGUCUGACUGGGAAGAAGUCCAAUGAGAUCAUUCAAGGUGGAAUAAGCAGCAUCAAGCAUGCAGCAACGUCGGUGGCGAAGAAAUUGGAUGAGAUUAAGGAGGCGAUUUCGGCGAAUUCCACACCCGUGAAGACGGGCAGUCUUGAGCGCGGUGCUCAGUUGCACGUGUCGGAAGAUGACUUGCUGACAGACGAUGCGGCGUCGCGUUCGCGACGCGCUAGUGAUCUGGAUUUGUGGGGGAGAUUGAGUGAAUCGAGGAAGUCUAGCUACAAUAAUUUAGUGCCUCUAGGCGAGAAUACGUCCAGCAAUAGCUUGAACAGCACUUAUCCAACACUACCGGACAACUUGUAUCCACCAUUUGUGGAGGUUGGCGAGACCCAAGAAUGUGAUAUUACGAUAGAAUUAACGUCUUGCUCACAGUGUCACAAUUGCUCUGUGCUGCUGUACGACGAGGACAUAAUGGCGGGGUGGUCGUCUGAGGAUUCCAACUUGAACACAACAUGCCAUGCCUGUAGCAAGUUAACUGUGCCAUUCCUCAAUGUCUACAUGAAUGUUCACAACGAGACACUGCAGAAGGUGAAGAAAUCAGAACGUAUCAGCGUGCCGUAUCUGAAUCCAUUGGUGCUGCGAAAGGAAUUGGAGAAUAUUCUCAUGCAAGAGGGUGACGGUGUCCUCUGCAAGCUGUCGUUUGUGGAGGAGCAUCCGAUCAUCUAUUGGAAUUUGGUGUGGAUCAUGGAGAGAAUUGACGUUACCACACAUUUGCCCAACUUGUGCCUGCCGAAACAGGAGGACGAGGAAAUUGACCCACUGAGUGGCAUGAAAACGCUGGUGGUUCACUGUUUGUGGGACAAUUUGGAGUUGCAUUCAGAGGCGGGACCGCCGAUGUACAUUGUUUGGCGGCAGAAUCCCUCGCCGAGUCCUCUCCUGAAGGCUCUUCUCACAGACCAAACAACGCUCAAUCGAACUGUUAUUCAGCAAGUGAUCUCAGCUGUGAGAUGCAACGAUCUGCUAACUCCUGUGCGGCGUCUGGCGAAUGAGAGGCACAAAUUGAAGGGACGCGGUGUGGAUCGAACCCAUUCGAUCUACAGAGACGUGCUGUUUCUCGCCCUCACGGCGAUUGGGCGCGCGAAUAUCGACAUGGGAUUCUUUCAUCGGGAGUACGCUCUUGUGUUUGACAAGCUAACUGAGAAGGAGUGCAAGACGUACUAUCGGAGUCAAGAUCUGCCACCGGCGGCGGCGGCAAUUUGCUGCCGAGCCUUCUUCAAGCCUCUCCUGCUGCCCUGACACACAGACAAUCGACAGAUGUGGCAUUUGCGCAGGUAAUUGAUAUGAUCAUCUUGUUAUCUGCUUCAUCUCUGGUGCACUUUUCAUUAGCCUUACUUCCCUAUUACCAUUAUUUAAAAGCGUCGAUCGCCGACACCACAGCUUAGAAGUGGUGUCGAUCUUAUUUUAUAGUUUAUAGAGAGUGAGAUGGUGAAAUCUCCCUGUUGACUCGUGAAAUUAUGUGUGUCUAUGCGCGUAUAAAUUGUUGAAGAUGCAAUACACACCAUGUUAUCAUGAUUUUGGAUUUGGCGAUAAGUAUAAUAAAUUUAUGUGGUUAACACGUUUGAAUCAACGAAUUGAUAAGCACACGCAUUGAAACUUUAAAACUCUGGUUUGUACUUAAGCGCGAGGACAAGGAGCCACUCAAUUACCAAGAGUAAAUUCUCGGUUGUAGCGUUCAUUAACACUCCAUUUAUAAUUUACACACGGAACACGGAGAUGAAUAUCUUCAAAUUUAUUCUGUUACUCUUAUUAGAAAUUAUUACAUGAAAUGGCUUUUGUAAAAUUGUACAGUGUCGGCACAGCUGAUGGAGAAAAUAAAGUAUAUGAUGAGAAAGUGA